This is a messenger RNA of Aspergillus puulaauensis, 840 nucleotides long. It is a transcript of the gene LUC7, whose product is annotated as LUC7 domain-containing protein. The transcript is spliced from 3 exons. NCBI's taxonomy places the organism in Eukaryota, Fungi, Ascomycota, Eurotiomycetes, Eurotiales, Aspergillaceae. Bases 1 to 840 code for a protein of 279 amino acids. Gene Ontology annotation, biological process: mRNA splice site recognition. The record is from RefSeq and is a predicted model, not a curated record. Gene Ontology annotation, molecular function: mRNA binding. Gene Ontology annotation, cellular component: U1 snRNP; U2-type prespliceosome.
AUGGCGGCCGAACAAAGAAAGCUGCUCGAGCAGCUUAUGGGAGCCGACCAGCUCGUAGGAACUGGCGCAGGCUCCCGUAAUUCCCAACUCUCCAUCACAGACUCGAAGGUCUGCCGCUCGUACCUCGUUGGCACCUGUCCGCACGACCUCUUCACCAAUACAAAGCAAGAUCUUGGGCCUUGCCCGAAAGUGCACAGCGAAGGAUUAAAGACCGAGUACGAGACCGCAUCCUCGGCCGAGAAGGCAAAAUGGGGAUUCGAUUACGAUUAUAUGCGCGAUAUGCAAAAGUACAUCGAUGACUGUGACCGACGGAUUGAGUCUGCGCAGCGCCGACUGGAGAAGACGCCUGAUGAGAUUCGGCAGACGAAUGACCUGCUCAAACAAAUUUCCGACCUAGCAAAGUCCAUCAACACAGGCCUUCUCGAAGUAUCGGUACUUGGCGAAACGGGGUCUGUCGCGCAAGCUCUGAACGAACUGCACAAAAUCCGCACAGCAAAGCACCAAAAGGAGACAUGCGAACGGGAACUAAAGAACCUUCAAGACACAUCUGGGCCCUCAGGUCACCAAAAGCUACAAGUCUGCGACGUUUGCGGCGCGUACCUCAGUCGACUCGACAACGACCGCCGCUUGGCUGAUCAUUUCUUCGGAAAGAUGCACAUGGGCUACUCCGACAUGCGCAAAGGUUUCAAGAAGCUGAGCGAGGAGCUCAAGGGACGACCUCCACCUAUUCGGCACCACGAUGAGGAAGAGGGUGGCGGAUGGGGCGGUCCGCGCGGUGGUGGAAGAGGCCCUCGAUAUGGUGGCGGGGGUGGAUAUAAGAAGCGGGGUGGUCGGUGGUGA